This is a messenger RNA of Penicillium roqueforti, 1800 nucleotides long. Its product is annotated as putative carboxylesterase. Bases 1 to 1800 code for a protein of 599 amino acids. Lineage: Eukaryota; Fungi; Ascomycota; Eurotiomycetes; Eurotiales; Aspergillaceae. The record is from RefSeq and is a predicted model, not a curated record. The transcript is spliced from 5 exons.
AUGGGUUUCGCUGCCGGAAUAAGCAGCCUUGUUUUUUUGGCUCUCACCACUGCCCCGGCUGGUUUGGCUACUCCGGUUCAAACCUCGAGCCCAGUGGUUGAUUUAGACUACGCCACCUACCAGGGUUACUAUGACAACACCUACGACCUCAAUGUCUUCAAGGGGAUUCGAUAUGCAGCCCCUCCUGUUGGAAAGCUGCGAUGGCAACCGCCUCAGUCCCCUGCAGUGAACAAGACUUCCAUUCAAUCUGCCACUGAACAGCCUCCACUCUGCCCACAGUCCGGUGCUGCACAGCUUCCAGAAUUGUAUGGCUUCGGUUCAGCCCUGGGCAAUGAGGACUGUUUGUUCUUGAAUUUGUAUGCUCCGCCCGGAGCCAAAGAUCUCCCUGUUCUCCUUUGGAUUCAUGGUGGUGGAUAUGGGCUUUUCGGGGCCGAAUACGACCCCAGUGAAUGGAUCGCCACAAACGAGAACGGGUUUAUUGCAGUCAUGAUUCAGUACAGACUGGGUGCCUUUGGCUUUUUGUCCUCGGAAGGAGUGCACAAGUAUGGCAAGGCCAAUGCAGGCCUGCUUGAUAUGCGUUUCGCCCUCGAAUGGGUCCAGGAGAAUAUCGAAAAGUUCGGCGGUAAUGCCUCCCGCGUCACGAUCGCUGGCGAGUCUUCUGGAGCAGGCUCGGUGCUGCUACAAUCAAUUGCUUAUGGUGGUCGCGAGGACCACUUAUUCAAUAAUGUUAUUGCCGCCAGCCCUUAUACCACUGACUUGCACCAGUACGAUGGUAAAGUGCCGACAGGUCACUAUCAGGAUUUUGCCGCACGAGCAGGGUGUUACAAUGGUGGCAAUGUAUCCGAGGCAGCCGUAUUCGACUGCCUUGUCAAUGCUGACACCGAUACUUUGCAAUACGCCAGUGCAAAUGUCUCCAUUUCAGGAGCAUGGGGUACCUGGGCCUUCCUGCCUGUGGUAGAUGGCGAUUUCAUCCAGGAGCUUCCAUCCAAGCAAUUAUACACGAAGAAAGUGAGCGGCAAGCGCGUUCUAUCUGGGAACAAUGCCAAUGAAGGUGUCCCGCUUAGCCCGCCAUUUGUGAACACCACUGCUAGCUUCCUGAGCUAUGUCAAGUCUACUUUCCCUUUGUUCUCCCGCAGUGACUAUUCCCGCCUGCUGGAUAUCUACGGUUUCCGAAACAGCUCUCCCCAAGACACUGCUCCCCGAUACGAUACACUAGGCGACCAUGGCCAGAAUGCUCUGAACCAAUCGGAAAUGGCAACCGGUCUUCAGCAGACAGUCUUCGACAUAUACGCCGAAUCAGCCUUCGACUGCCCCUCAUACUGGCUUGCGGAUGCUUUUGCUGGAAAAAAUACCACGGAGAGCUGGAAAUAUCAAUACUCUGUGACCCCUGGGUACCAUGGGGCAGAUCUGUCCGCAUACUUCUCUGUUGGGGCGACUACGCCCACUCCCGGUUUGAUCCAUGCAUUCCAGAAGAUUUGGGGCAAUUUCAUCAUCAAUGACACCCCGAUAAUAUCCAUCGUCGAUGCAAAGGGUGGUGCAGACAAUUCUACCGUACCUGAGAGUGCGAACGGAGAUAUCUCCUGGCCAAGGUGGAAUAGCAACUCUCCCGUGUUGAUGAAUUUGAACACCACGGGUGGAACAACGGUCUACGAGAAAGUUACUGAUAACCUCUCUUACUGGAUUCGGGAAGGACCUGGCGUCACGAAUGAGUUCAGCCUGGCAGAUGCGUCGAAGUGGGAAGGUGGCCGUGGUGAGCGCUGUGAGUUCUGGAGAAGUGUUGGCCCACGCGUGCCAGCAUAA